AUGAUCCCGCUGAUGAAAGAUAAAUCAUGCCUAGAAUGGGAAAAUAUUUGGAAAAGAGCCAGUCGUUCUCGCUAUGCUCAAUCCGUGGAAGCACAAUACUCUACUGGGCAGAACAGAUCUAUCGAACGCCCGAGGGAGGAGCUUCCAGAGAACCGGGGGCUCCGCCUGAAGGGGCUGCUGGAGGCGGCAGAGACAGAGGCUGCUGCCGUACCCUCGCUGGACGAGCGGACCUACGUGGCCGGGGGUGGGCUACGACCCGGAGAAGACCCCUACCUCAGGAACAGGUUCAACCAGGAAGCAUCCGACAAGCUGCCCAGCAACAGGCCGGUACCUGACACCAGGGCUCAACAGUGA
Molecule: messenger RNA, 354 nt
Organism: Nezara viridula (southern green stink bug)
Lineage: Eukaryota; Metazoa; Arthropoda; Insecta; Hemiptera; Pentatomidae
Source: the annotation of a GenBank genome assembly